This is a messenger RNA of Nicotiana tabacum (common tobacco), 714 nucleotides long. RefSeq lists its product as uncharacterized. Lineage: Eukaryota; Viridiplantae; Streptophyta; Magnoliopsida; Solanales; Solanaceae. The record is from RefSeq and is a predicted model, not a curated record.
AUGGUCUUUGAAAAUGUUAGACAAUUUAGAUCUGCUUUACAAGACUAUGUUAUACAGAGGAGAGUUCAGUUAAAAUUAAGACCAAAUGAGAGGAAUAGGGUCAGGGCAACAUGUUUGAACUCUAGUAGAUGUAGAUGGCAUAUUUUAGGCAGUUUACAGGGCCACACAAAGAACUUCAUUGUUAGCACAUACUACCAUGUCCAUUCAUGCUUCUCAGUCACAAGGAACAAACUUGCUCACACAACUUGGAUAGUUAAACAUUACAAAUAUAAGUUCAUUAAUCAGCCUGAGAUAAAGCUCAAUAAGUUGCAAGAGUUGAUAAGGAUUAAGUAUGGUGUGUAUGUAGAAAAAACAAUAUGUGUCAGGGCUAGACAGAAGGUAAUGGGUAAUUAUUUAGGUGAUUACAAAAUGAAGUUUGCUAGGAUUUAUGAUUAUGCUGACAUGAUAAAAACUACUAACCCUAGAAGCACUGUUGUGGUGAGGACUUCAAAAGAAAUAGAACCUGGUAAAGAGGUCUUUGUGGGGAUAUAUAUUUGUUUACAUGCUUUGAAAAUAGGUUGGUUAGAAGGGUGUAGAAAUAUAAUUGGCUUUGAUGGUACAUUUCUGAAGGGAGUGUGUAAAGGUGAUCCAUUGUCAUGCAAUGCUAAGGAUGGUAAUAACCAGAUAUACCCUGUUGCAUGGGCAGUAGUUGAGAAAGAGACCAAGAAUAAUUGA